This is a messenger RNA of Myxocyprinus asiaticus (Chinese sucker), 2363 nucleotides long. RefSeq names its product dynein axonemal light chain 1. Gene Ontology annotation, molecular function: protein kinase binding. Gene Ontology annotation, cellular component: cytoplasm. Lineage: Eukaryota; Metazoa; Chordata; Actinopteri; Cypriniformes; Catostomidae. Bases 848 to 1327 code for a protein of 159 amino acids. The transcript is spliced from 9 exons. The record is from RefSeq and is a predicted model, not a curated record.
GGGGAAUGGGAGUGAAUGUGAGAUCACAGCAAAUAUUAUUGUAACUUAUCCAUUUGCUCUAAGACCAAAAUAAAAAAAAUCCACUAUUACGUUUGAAUGACAUUCCAGCGAUGGAUUAAGACAGUAAAAUGGGAGACGACGCCACAUUUACUGUCACUUUCUCAGCAGCUGUAAUUGAAACUCCGUCGCAGCUGUGGUGAUUAAUUUUUUUAAACUAAUUCCAGGGUAAUAUAACCCAAGGCAUAAUGUUAUCAAUUUACACUCAAUAUUUAAAAAAAAAAUAUAUAUAUAAUGAAAAAGUUUGCGAGAUUUACGUUGCUAAAUAAGGCGGAAACGCGUCAUCACAGUCUGUGAAAAGGGUCUAUUUCUGCAGCAUCUAUGGCACGUGACGAUUGUACCCAGCGCGUGCACGUACUGUAUGAAGCAUCAGUUUGCGCACGCGCUUUGCGUCAGGGCAGUUCAGUUCCAUAGCAACCGUAAAGAACAACAUGGCAAAAGCAACAACUAUUAAAGAGGCCCUAGCAAAAUGGUGCCCCGCCUCUGCCAGGCCUCCGCUUGUGCCUGGAGCAGGACUUGGAAAUGCUGUUCCUGCUCCAGGCAUACGUCCAUGAGCGCCUGGUGUUGACUCUGCUGGAUGCUGGCGAGGGUCUUGAAGACUUCACCCAGCGGUGAGGACUCCAUAACGGCAUUCUCCUUCAAAGCCGGGCUUUCAGCACCACUGUAAAAAGGCUCUACGUUCGUGGGCAAUGGAGGAGUCAGGAGACAGCGAACAGAGGAGAAAACAGGAGAAAAAGUGAGUGAGGCCACAGCAGUGAAGCUUUUCAGCCAGAACCCUCCCAUUGAAAAAAUGGAUGCGUCUCUCUCAAAUCUUGUCAACUGCGAGAGAUUAACCUUGUCUACAAACUGUAUUGAAAAAAUUGCCAACUUGAACGGUCUAAGUGAGUAUACCCCUCAAGAGAAACUUAAGAUAUUGUCCUUGGGGCGGAACAACAUCAAAAAUCUUAAUGGACUGGAGGCAGUAGGUGAUACUCUGGAGGAGCUGUGGAUUUCUUUUAACCUCAUAGAAAAGCUGAAGGGAAUUCAUGUUAUGAAGAAACUCGAAGUCCUUUACAUUUCCAAUAACUUGGUCAAGGAGUGGGGGGAGUUUCUGAAGCUGGCAGACCUUCCAUCAUUGGUGGAUCUUAUUUUUGUGGGGAACCCAUUAGAGGAAAAGCAUGCUGCUGAUGGCAACUGGAUAGAGGAAGCAACUAAGAGGCUUCCCAAGCUUAAAAAGCUAGAUGGCAACCCAGUCAUCAAACAAGAGGAGGAGGAAGUUGGGGAAAGUUAAUGCAAUUUGUUUAACUUAAAAUAAUAAUAAUAAUAAUAAUAAAAAAACAUAAACUUAAUUCUUAAGUUGAUACAUUUUUUUAAGUUGGUACAUUUUUGUUGACCGAACACCAGCAUUUUAGCUAAUAAAUGUCUGUGCAAUAUUUGCAUUUUUUAGGUGUAUUUAUAUAAAUUGAAAACACUAUUUGAAUAGAUUGGGCAAGCACACUGUGGAUAUCUUUUGUUAGCUUUAGCACAAGAGAAGUUACAAAAUCAUGAUUUAUGUGUUGUGCAGAUGGACAGAAUGCAUGGUACUAAUUUACUCCAUUUCUUACAUUUUCAAAGCAAAAUGUUGUCAUUUUGUAGCUCUCACUUCUCAUCAGGGAGACCAAUAACAUUUUAAAUGAUUAAAUGCAGUACGUAAGCCAGUGUCUUUAAAGCAAGACCAAAUCUGUUUGGACUGCUCAGUAGGAUCCAGGGUAUGAUGCGUAUAAUUGUUACUAAUGGUGCUCUGCUUUAGUAUCUCUCUUAUAGUCUCUAUUAUGAGGCUAUAAAAAAUGCACUGAAUCUGAAGUUUGCUUAUCACCACAAGAGGGACAAAAUGGUAAUUAUAUGUGUUUUCUAUGAGGGAUACUUUUUCAAUAAAUUUGUUUGUGCAAAAACAAAAAUCCAAAUCUGAUGCCAAUAAUUCUGCUGUCAUACAGUUUUAUUACUAUUUGUAUUUUUAGCACAGUACAUUGUAUGUCUUUAUAUUUUUAAAAAUGCAAAAGGAGAUCAAUUAAACACUUGCAUGCCUCCAUAGGGUAUCUUAAGGAAUACUUUGGGUUGAGUUGAGUAAAUUAAACAAUCUGACCAAAUCAAAGCACCGUAACUAAUAUUGUAAAUUAAAGAGUACUUUGACUUUGUUAACAGUUUUGUUGUUAAUGUGUGAUUUUUGUUUUAUAUUUACAUUUUUAUGUAUGUUUAUUAUGAAUAUGCAGAAAUUUUGUGACUAAAUGAUUAUUAAUUGUUUUUGUCUACUGUGUAUCACAAGAUAAAUAAACUACUUUAUUCCCUGG